Onychostruthus taczanowskii (white-rumped snowfinch) is the source of this 3180-nucleotide messenger RNA. It is a transcript of the gene CASR, whose product is annotated as calcium sensing receptor. Gene Ontology annotation, molecular function: calcium ion binding; G protein-coupled receptor activity. The record is from RefSeq and is a predicted model, not a curated record. Lineage: Eukaryota; Metazoa; Chordata; Aves; Passeriformes; Passeridae. Bases 1 to 3180 code for a protein of 1059 amino acids. The transcript is spliced from 6 exons. Gene Ontology annotation, biological process: G protein-coupled receptor signaling pathway; intracellular calcium ion homeostasis; detection of calcium ion. Gene Ontology annotation, cellular component: membrane.
AUGACUUCAUAUAGCUGCUGCUUGAUUCUUUUGCUGUUUACCUGGAGCACUGCUGCCUAUGGGCCAAACCAACGGGCACAGAAGAAGGGAGACAUUAUUCUUGGAGGAUUGUUCCCCAUUCAUUUUGGAGUGGCUGCUAAAGACCAGGAUCUAAAAUCAAGGCCAGAAUCAGUGGAGUGUAUAAGGUAUAAUUUCCGAGGCUUCCGCUGGCUCCAGGCUAUGAUCUUUGCCAUAGAAGAAAUAAACAGUAGCCCAACUCUCCUGCCCAACAUGACCCUGGGAUAUAGGAUAUUUGACACUUGCAACACAGUCUCGAAAGCCCUGGAAGCCACACUGAGUUUUGUGGCCCAAAACAAGAUAGACUCCUUGAACCUGGACGAAUUCUGUAACUGCUCAGAACAUAUCCCUUCCACCAUUGCAGUCGUGGGAGCAACUGGCUCUGGCAUCUCCACUGCUGUGGCCAAUCUGCUGGGACUCUUUUACAUACCUCAGGUCAGCUAUGCCUCAUCCAGUCGUCUCCUGAGCAAUAAGAACCAGUUCAAGUCCUUCCUGCGCACAAUCCCCAACGAUGAGCAUCAGGCCACAGCCAUGGCAGACAUCAUCGAGUACUUCCGCUGGAACUGGGUGGGAACAAUCGCAGCUGACGAUGACUAUGGCCGGCCAGGGAUUGAAAAAUUUCGGGAAGAGGCGGAGGAGAGAGAUAUCUGCAUUGAUUUUAGCGAGCUCAUCUCCCAGUACUCAGAUGAAGAGGAGAUCCAGCAGGUGGUAGAGGUCAUCCAGAACUCCACAGCAAGAGUGAUUGUUGUUUUUUCCAGUGGCCCGGAUCUGGAGCCUCUCAUCAAAGAGAUUGUCAGGAGAAACAUCACUGGCAAGAUCUGGCUGGCAAGCGAGGCCUGGGCCAGCUCUUCCCUCAUAGCCAUGCCGGAGUUCUUCCGUGUCAUCGGCAGCACCAUCGGGUUUGCACUGAAGGCAGGACAGAUCCCAGGCUUUCGUGAGUUCCUGCAGAAGGUGCAUCCCAAGAAGUCCACCAACAACGGCUUUGCCAAGGAGUUUUGGGAGGAGACAUUUAACUGCUAUCUCCCUGAUGGAUCCAAAAAUUCUCCUGCUUCAACUUCCUUCCACAAAGGCCAUGAAGAGGGGCUGGGAGCUGGAAAUGGAACGUCUGCCUUCCGACCUCCGUGCACAGGGGAUGAGAACAUCACCAGCGUGGAGACACCGUACAUGGACUACACGCACUUGCGGAUAUCCUAUAACGUGUACUUGGCAGUGUAUUCCAUCGCCCAUGCCUUGCAGGAUAUUUAUACCUGUACCCCUGGGAAGGGACUCUUCACCAACGGGUCCUGUGCAGACAUAAAGAAGGUGGAGGCAUGGCAGGUUCUCAAGCAUCUGCGACACUUAAAUUUCACCAAUAACAUGGGGGAGCAAGUGGAUUUUGAUGAGUUUGGGGACCUGGUAGGAAAUUACUCAAUAAUCAAUUGGCAUCUGUCUCCAGAGGAUGGCUCAGUCAUCUUUGAAGAGGUUGGGCACUACAACGUUUAUGCCAAGAAAGGGGAGAGGCUUUUUAUCAAUGAAAACAAGAUCCUGUGGGGUGGAUUCUCUAAGGAGGUGCCUUUCUCCAACUGCAGCAGGGACUGCCUGCCGGGCACGAGGAAGGGCAUCAUUGAGGGGGAGCCCACCUGCUGCUUCGAGUGCGUGGACUGCCCCGAUGGGGAGUACAGUGACGAGACAGAUGCAAGUGCCUGUGACAAGUGCCCUGAGGAUUACUGGUCCAACGAGAACCAUACGUCCUGCAUCCCCAAGCAGAUAGAGUUUCUCGCCUGGACUGAGCCCUUUGGGAUUGCUCUGACUCUCUUUGCUGUGCUUGGAAUUUUCCUGACUUCUUUUGUUCUGGGAGUCUUCACCAAAUUUCGCAACACACCCAUUGUCAAGGCCACAAACCGGGAACUAUCCUACCUCCUCCUCUUUUCCUUGCUAUGCUGCUUUUCCAGCUCAUUGUUCUUCAUUGGUGAGCCCCAGAAUUGGACUUGUCGUCUGCGGCAGCCAGCUUUUGGCAUCAGCUUUGUCCUCUGCAUCUCCUGCAUCCUGGUGAAAACCAACCGUGUCCUUCUUGUCUUCGAGGCAAAGAUCCCCACGAGUCUCCAUCGAAAGUGGUGGGGCCUCAACCUUCAGUUCCUCCUGGUCUUCUUGUGCACGUUUGUGCAGAUUGUCAUCUGUGUGAUUUGGCUCUAUACGGCCCCGCCAUCCAGUUACCGAAACCAUGAACUGGAGGAUGAGAUCAUCUUCAUCACCUGCCAUGAAGGCUCCCUGAUGGCCCUCGGCUUCCUCAUUGGCUACACCUGCCUACUGGCGGCCAUCUGUUUCUUCUUCGCCUUCAAGUCUCGAAAGCUGCCUGAGAAUUUUAACGAGGCCAAGUUCAUCACCUUCAGCAUGCUGAUAUUCUUCAUCGUGUGGAUCUCCUUCAUCCCUGCUUACGCCAGCACAUACGGCAAGUUCGUGUCUGCUGUGGAGGUGAUUGCAAUACUGGCUGCCAGCUUUGGGCUUCUGGCCUGCAUCUUCUUCAACAAAGUCUACAUCAUCCUCUUCAAGCCCUCCCGCAACACAAUCGAGGAGGUGCGCUGCAGCACAGCUGCCCACGCUUUCAAAGUGGCUGCCAGGGCCACACUGAGACGGAGCAACGUGUCCCGCAAGCGCUCCAACAGCCUGGGGGGCUCCACCGGCUCCACCCCGUCCUCCUCCAUCAGCAGCAAGAGCAACCACGAGGACCCUUUUCCUCUGCCAGCCUGUGCCGAGCGGCAGCGCCAGCAGCAGCGCGGGUGCAAGCAGAAAGUCAGCUUUGGGAGUGGAACGGUGACCCUGUCGCUGAGCUUCGAGGAGCCGCAGAAGAACGCCAUGGCCAACAGGAACGCCAAGCGCCGGAACUCGCUGGAGGCCCAGAACAGUGACGACAGCCUGAUGCGGCACCGCGCCCUGCUUCCCCUGCAGAUCAAUGAGCCCCUCGGGGCUGAGCCUGCCUUCCAGGCAGCUUCCAGCCCUGAGACCAGCUCGCAGGAGUCGGUGGUGGGAGACAACAAAGAAGAGGGACCAAGCCCUGAGGCGGAGCCUUCCCUGCCAUCGGUUAACUCCCGAAAUUUUAUAGGCACUGGAGGUGGCUCUGUCACAGAGAACACAGUACAUUCCUAA